Messenger RNA from Limulus polyphemus (Atlantic horseshoe crab), 1437 nucleotides. RefSeq lists its product as uncharacterized. Lineage: Eukaryota; Metazoa; Arthropoda; Merostomata; Xiphosura; Limulidae. The transcript has 5 exons. The record is from RefSeq and is a predicted model, not a curated record. The coding region runs from base 133 to 477 and encodes 114 amino acids.
AUAGCAACGAGCUCGUGUGAUGACCAUAAACCUAGCGGCCAGAAAACAACCUUUUCAGGUCAACAUGAAAAGUGUCCAGAUGUUAUUCUUCCAAGAAGUCCACCAUUAGUUACACAGUUUGCUGGCUUGGUGAUGUCUGUAGAGACAAACAUGGCUGACGUGGACAAUCAAAGGAUUUGCGAAGAUCUCCGAACUGACAAAGAACAAAACUACCGAAGUCGAAAGUCCAAAAAAUUGCUUUUUCUUAAUUUGACGCAGAAAGAGACCUCGUGCUAUGAGUCGUCUAUUUCCGCAACUGUACCAGACAUGUUAAGAGGAAGUAAUAUAAUUAAAAGAAACCACAACCUUCAAAGUCUAGAGACUGAGAGAGGGUCGUGUGUCUAUUCUCUGGAAACACCAUUAAUGGACAGCAUUGAAAACGAUCAAAAGUGGGAAAAACUGGAAAGGAAGAGUCCUUCUCUGUCAACGGCAGUCUGAUAAUGUUACAUCUCAAAGGAGGAAUGGUCAGAAAUGUUUUUAUGUAAAUGACUGAAAAGGGAAUCUCAUAAACAUUUAAUAUUGUCAUGGUAUAAGUAAGUCGUGAAUUUUUUUUUUUUUUGACAGCCGUUUCUAAAUGAAUAUUUUGACGAUUUACAGUCUGUUUAAUUGUAUUAACGAAAACUCGAUUGAAAUUUGUGGUAAUAGAACAUCCCGAUGUUGUAGAAACAAACAAACAAUAAUGACAGUAUAACACAAGAAUGUCCGAAACAAUAACGACAGUAUAACACAAGAAUGUUCGAAACAAUAACGACAAUAUAACACUAGAAUGUCCGAAACAAUAACGACAGUAUAACACUAGAAUGCCCGAAACUAUUACGACAGUAUAACACUAGAAUGCCCGAAACUAUUACAACAGUAUAACACUAGAAUGUCCAAAACAAUAACGACAGUAUAACACUAGAAUGUCCGAAACUAUUACGACAGUAUAACACUAGAAUGUCCGAAACUAUUACAACAGUAUAACACUAGAAUGCCCGAAACUAUUACGACAGUAUAACACUAGAAUGUCUGAAACAAUAACGACAGUAUAACACUAAAAUGUCCGAAACAAUAACGACAGUAUAACACAAGAAUGCCCGAAACAAUAACGACAGUAUAACACUAGAAUGUCCGAACUAUUACGACAGUAUAACACUAGAAUGUCCGAAACAAUAACGACAGUAUAACACUAAAAUGUCCGAAACAACAACGACAGUAUAACACUAGAAUGCCCGAAACAAUUACGACAGUAUAACACUAGAAUGCCCGAAAUUAUUACGACAGUAUAACACUAGAAUGCCCGAAACAAUAACGACAAUAUAACACUAGAAUGUCCAAAACUAUAACGACAGUAUAACACUAGAAUGCCCGAAACAAUAACGACAGUAUAACACUAGAAUGUCCGAAACAAUAACGACA